This is a messenger RNA of Betta splendens (Siamese fighting fish), 2403 nucleotides long. RefSeq names its product ELAV-like protein 1. Gene Ontology annotation, cellular component: ribonucleoprotein complex. Gene Ontology annotation, molecular function: RNA binding. NCBI's taxonomy places the organism in Eukaryota, Metazoa, Chordata, Actinopteri, Anabantiformes, Osphronemidae. Bases 275 to 1354 code for a protein of 359 amino acids. The record is from RefSeq and is a predicted model, not a curated record. The transcript is spliced from 8 exons.
UUAAGUCGCGACCACGUUAACUGCCGACCGUCUUCCGAAUGCCGCCCCGGUUGCUCUUAGUUACGGCAGCUGUUUGUAGCAGGAGGAAAGCAUGUUAGCUUUUCUUGCCGAUGCUUUGUCAAGGUUUUGUGAAUUCAGAAGUUGGUCGCAAGUUAAUGUGGUCUUGGGUUAUUUUUUAACACCGGGCUCUCAGAGGGCUUUCACAUUUGUAAUGUAUUGAAAUGAAGCCAAACCCAAUCAUUGCCUUAAAGCUGGUGGCCCAUCAGUCAGUUCCAUGGCACUAAGAAGAGGACACAUCAGGUACCUCAAGGUGUGUGAGGUGCAGACAUCUCAAAGUGAUGAUGCCAGAGAUGUUCAACACCCUGCUAGAGCAGCAGCAGGAAAGGACCCGUACAGUAAUGGCUUCUCUGAUCAGCUUAUGGAUGAUGACGCAAGGACCAACCUCAUCGUAAACUACCUUCCGCAAAGCAUGAGUCAGGAUGAGCUGAGGAGUCUGUUUAGCAGCGUUGGAGAUGUCGAGUCAGCAAAACUCAUCCGAGAUAAAGUUGCAGGCCACAGUUUAGGUUACGGCUUUGUUAACUUUGUUAACCCUAGUGAUGCAGAGAGGGCUAUCAGUACCCUCAAUGGCCUGAGGCUACAGUCUAAAACUAUCAAGGUUUCAUAUGCACGGCCAAGUUCGGACACUAUCAAAGACGCAAAUCUGUACAUUAGUGGUUUGCCGAGGACACUGAGCCAGCCUGAGCUUGAGGACAUGUUUGCUUGCUAUGGACGCAUUAUCAAUUCAAGGGUCCUUGUGGACCAGGCCUCAGGUCUGUCUCGGGGUGUGGCUUUUAUUCGAUUUGAUAAACGAGCUGAAGCUGAAGAUGCCAUCAAACAUCUCAACGGAAACACACCCCCUGGUAGUUCUGAGCCAAUCACAGUGAAGUUUGCUGCCAAUCCCAACCAGACCAGGAACUCUCAGAUGAUGUCACAGAUGUACCAUGGCCAAUCACGGCGCUUUGGAGGACCUGUCCAUCACCAGGCACAGAGGUUCAGGUUUUCUCCAAUGAGUGUGGAUCACAUGAGCAGCGGGGGUGGGUCAUCUGGGAACUCACCAUCUGGUUGGUGCAUUUUUAUCUACAACCUUGGUCAGGAGGCAGAUGAGGCUGUGCUGUGGCAGCUGUUUGGCCCUUUUGGUGCCGUUGUCAAUGUGAAGGUAAUCCGAGAUUUCAACACCAACAAGUGCAAAGGCUUUGGUUUUGUCACUAUGACAAACUACGAGGAAGCCGCCAUGGCCAUCCAUAGCUUGAAUGGGUACCGUCUGGGGGACAAGGUUCUUCAGGUUUCAUUCAAGACCAGCAAGGGGCACAAGUAGAGGUGGUAAAUAUUCAGGUGUAUGAUCAGGGGGUGUUACAGUGUUUAUGUUUGUGUCUGUCAUAACAGGCUAAAAUAAGAAUAGAAUUCACAUGUCUUCAUUGUAUCUAUCUCUUAUAAUAAUGGGUUUGACACCAGCAGAUCUCUUUCUUUUCAUUGUAACUGUAGGUUAGGUGUCUUAGUGAUAUGCCAGUGAGCUCAGUGUUAAACUGGUAGGAUCUUCUUCCUAGGCAGUCUGGUACAUCGCAGACUGUAUGUGGAAAGGAAAAGAAAGAUUUGUGUUCUGAUUCACAGAACUGAAUGUGUUUCAGUUAAAUCAACAGAUGUCACAUGCAAAAACUAUAAACAAAAUCCAACUUCAGUUUUUGUUUUUGUUUUUUUUUUCCCCCCCAAAAAAGUGAGAUUUCAUUCAGUUUUUGUGUCACUGUCACGCACUUCCAAUUAAGCAUAAGAUCAAAGAUGCUAAGCAAAGCUGAGGUUCUGUAUUUGUGACAGUGUUUGAAGAAUCUUUUGAUUCUGAUGUUAUUUACCGUUUGGUCCCAACAGUGCUCACAUCUCUUGCUUUCGGCCAUUUUCAUUUCUAGAAGGCAAUGAAAGAUAAAGCUGUAGGUAUUAGCUUUGUCAGACAAAGCACGUGCAGCAAGUUUUGGAGCACACAAAAGUUAAUUAUCUCUGCUUUGUAUGUGUGUUUUAGAGCUGAUGUGGACAUAGGCUUGAAAUGUAGUGUCAGUCGCAUCUUUAGUUUAAAACGUGUAAUGAAAUUUAUGUCCCAAAUUGGAGUAACAUUCUUCAUCUAGCUUUUUUUUGCAUUUAUCAGAAUCUGUUUUGUAUUGGUUUAAGAAUUCCCAUCAGAUUGGUCAUUUGGACCAAACAUUAGGUGUAUUUCAUGUGUGCUCCUUUUUUCCAACAUUUAUUUUAUGUUGCCAUUUUAGGUGGAGCGUGAAUAGUAAUAGUCAAAACAAUUUUGUUUUUUUAUAUAGAUUUUUGUACUGCAGCUAUGUGGUGUGAUAUAGAAUGUUUCCAGACCAAUAAAUCUGUUGAUAUAAACAA